AUGGUCAAAGAAACACAAAUUUAUUGGCUCUUAAGACGACCCCGGCGCUUUGGAAAAACUUUACUCGUCGAUACUUUGGAAGCCUACUUUAAAGGGGAGGCAGGGUUAUUCGAGGAUACUAACAUUUAUAGGCGACAUAUUGAAUCUUUUUUAUGGAUCUUGAAAUAUCGAAGGGGUUGGCCAAAACACCCAGUGGUUCGAUUAGACUUUUCUAGUAUUGAAGCUGAGUCAUUCCCUCAAUUUUACCAUGGUCUUUUGGUGUUACUGCAAGAGAGAGCAAAGGACCAUGGUAUUAAUCUAGAUAUAGCGGAGAGUGUCGGAACAGUUCUUCGCCAAUUGAUUGAGCAACUGGGUCAAAAGUAUGGGAGAAGGGUUGUCAUCCUAAUAGACGAGUAUGAAUCGCCUUACAAAGAUAUUUAUGUGAGCAAUAAAGGUGAAGCCUCCCAAGUUUUAGGAACUCUUCAGGAUUUCUAUAGGAUACUAAAAGGUUUAUAUAAAAGCAUCCGCUUCUGUUUUACUACUGGGAUUACUAGUCUAACCUUGUCGGAUUGUUUUCUCUCCGGCGCAAAUAACAUUAGAGAUAUAACAAUGAACCCUGAUUAUGCUGGGAUCGUAGGGUUCAACGAAACAGAAUUAACGCAGUAUUUUGGUAGAUUUAUAGAGCAUGUGGCCAACAGAAAAGGAAAUACCUCAAUAGAAAUACUUAGCGAGAUGAGAAGGUGGUACGGUGGUUUUAGAUUUACCGUUAAAAACGAGCCCCUUUAUAGUCCGACCUCAGUAAUUGAGUACUUGAGAUCAGAUGGUGCCUCGAUCAAAUCACAUAGUGGCACGGAUAGAUCUAGUCAGUUUUUGACAUGA
Bemisia tabaci is the source of this 858-nucleotide messenger RNA. The record is from RefSeq and is a predicted model, not a curated record. NCBI's taxonomy places the organism in Eukaryota, Metazoa, Arthropoda, Insecta, Hemiptera, Aleyrodidae.